AUGACCGGAAUUUAUGCUACCAUUGAAGGUGGUAAAUUCCGGUCAAUUCUUGAAGCGAUGCUUGAAGCUGAUGUAUCAAUAGAGGAUAAGGAAUCAACAGCAAUGCUUGUUUGGCAUGAUUCACUGAGAGAAUGUGAUUUCUUUGGUCCUCUUAAGCCUUGGCAAAUUGUAAAUAGGAUCCCAAGCAUUAACAUUAUAUGUAGAAAAUGUCCAUAUACUCGAGUUAUCAUGAGAAUGCAACCUCAUUUUCCAAAUCUUUAUAAUUUCCUUCCGAAAUCAUAUAUAUUGCCAAUUCAACUCAAAGAUUUUCUCCAUGAACUCCAAACAUCCGGACAGACGUAUAUUUACAAGCCAGAUGGAGGUUCUAAAGGAGUUGAAAUUCUUAUAUUCAAAUCAGGCGAAAAAUUUGAAGUUCCUCAUGAAAGUUCACUUGCUGUUGCACAACAGUACAUUGAUUCGUAUCUUAUUGAUGGUACAAAAUUCGAUUUAAGAUUAUACGUUUUAAUUGCUUCAAUUGAGCCUUUACGAAUAUAUGUUUAUAGAAAUGGCCUUGCCAGAUUCUGUUCUGAGAAGUUUGAAACAGGAACUGCCUUCAGCCAACUCACAAACGUUUCAUUAAAUUCCGAAAACCCUGAUUGUGACAUCAGUGAGAUUUCCCAGCUUGUAUCCGAUAUAUUCCCUCGCAUGGAAGCAAUGGGAGUUGAUGUAAAUGCUGUUUGGGAGAGAAUUGACAACGCAAUUGUAUCUACCGUUAUUGCAGCCCACGAAUUCUUAGUUAGAUCGGAGGAAAUAUACUGUCCGAAGACAGGAUACUCCCGCUGCUUCCAUUUGCUUGGAUUUGACGUACUUCUCGACCGAAAUCUGAAUCCUUGGAUUUUGGAAGUCAACAACCGACCAUCUCUUGAUUAUUAUAGAGGUAAAGAGCGUAGAAUGAAGGUUGGCGCUAUCAGAGAUGCAAUAAAAAUCUGUUGUCCGCUUCAUCAUGCACAAAUGGCUUUGGCUGCGAGAAAAUGGGCUUGGGACAAAGAUUCCUGGUUACAGUUUGUCAAAGAAACACCAAGUCUAAUAGAAAAUAUGGAACUUACAAGAAGUGAUGUAGAAAAAAACACUUUGUUCCAUUUGGUAUAUCCAUCCAACCAUCCCAACGCUAAAGAAUGGGAGAAAGCUUUGGAAAUGACCCGUUCAAUGCCUCUUGAACUGCUUCCUGGAAUGAAAUUACCUGAAUCUAUUCUCAAAACACUCAAAUAUGUAUUUUGA
Molecule: messenger RNA, 1257 nt
Organism: Trichomonas vaginalis G3
Lineage: Eukaryota; Parabasalia; Trichomonadida; Trichomonadidae
Product: positive regulation of cilium movement
Exons: 1
Coding region: 1-1257 (418 amino acids)
Biological process (GO): protein polyglutamylation; microtubule cytoskeleton organization
Cellular component (GO): cilium
Molecular function (GO): tubulin-glutamic acid ligase activity; tubulin binding
Source: RefSeq, a predicted model, not a curated record